Molecule: messenger RNA, 1212 nt
Organism: Mesorhabditis spiculigera
Lineage: Eukaryota; Metazoa; Nematoda; Chromadorea; Rhabditida; Rhabditidae
Source: the annotation of a GenBank genome assembly
AUGAGCCGCCGUUGGCUAUUAAGCCGGAAACUUUUCAUCAUCUUCGUCACGAUGAAAUACCGAAAUAUGCAGACCGUUCAAAACAUUUUCAUCCUCAACUUGGCGGCCAGUGAUAUUGUUAUCUGUUUGAUAUCAUUGCCAAUAACCCCCGUUACCAACAUUUAUAAAAACUGGUAUUUUGGCGCGUUGAUGUGCCGGAUGAUUCCAUGGGUACAAGGUGUUUCAAUAUUUAUUUGCACAUUUUCGCUGGGUGCCAUCGCCGUCGAUCGAUAUAUACUUGUGGUGCGUCCCCAUACACCGCCGAUAACCAAGAGGGGUGCCAUGUUUUUGACGGGAAUUUUAUGGAGCGUGUCAAUUAUUGUAACUUAUCCAUAUGCAUAUUAUAUGAAGGAGGAGAGUAUUCCUGCUGAUGACGAAAAUUUGAUCCCGAUGUGUGGCCAGUUCUGCACGGAAGAAUGGCCAAAUCCAUAUACACGACGAGCCUAUACAUUAGUUGUUAUGAUCGGUCAAUUUGUCGUGCCAUUCCUCCUGAUGGCUUUUUGCUAUACAACAAUCUUCUCAAAGCUAAGGAAUAGGACAAAGGUUCGUCUCCGCAAGAUGGACGCUCGCUCGGUGGCGCUGGAGAGCAGUUGUUUCCAAAAAAACUUCCUCGACCAACAAGGCAAAGAUCGACAACGAAUCCUAAUGCAAUCAAAACGCACAACAAAUAUCCUUGUAGCAAUGGUAGUAAUCUUUGGCCUUACAUGGCUACCCCACAAUGUCGUCUCACUAUUAAUAGAAUAUGACGAAACACAAAAAUUCUUUCAUCUCUAUGGCAGGGACGACCUUGAUAUAUCCUAUUUACUCAAUUUAUUCACUCAUAGUUUUGCGAUGACAAACAACGUCGCGAAUCCUGUCCUCUAUGCUUGGCUGAAUCCAAAAUUCAGAGAUUAUGUAAUAAGGGCAAUCACUGGGCAAAGGCAGCAAAGCACCAGGGUAAUUUCGCAUCAAGGCUCCCGCACGGCCCCGCCAACAUCAACCACCGGCGUCGAGCGCCCCUCAAAAAACACCAAAAAGAAAAUUCUCCAGUUCUCCGGGUUCACGGCGACGAAUUCGAUGCUGAAGAAAUUGAUCGAGAACAAGAAAUCGUCGAUUCAAGAGAACGGGCAGACAGCAUUGGGGACGGCUAGUGCUUAUGAGGCUGUCGAAUUUGGGGAGAACGAUGUGUUCGUA